AUGAAUCAAUCCUUCUUCCACGAAGCCGCACGGCUAAACAAUGAAGGUGUCACUGCCCUUGUUGAGGGUGAUGAAGAUACCAGCAUCAAACUCCUCAUGAGUACAGUCAAGAUGAUGAAGCAAUACAUUGCUUCUCCAGAUCAAGCAGCCGCAUUGGCUUCCUCUUCCUCACAGCAAGCUUCGUCCUGCUUUCGAAGCUUUUCGACUGUGGAGGUUACUCAUGCUGAAUGUGAUGAACACAUCUUCUUCCGCCAGGCCAUCAUGAUUCCAUCCGAUGGCGACGACACCACAAAAUUGGAUCUUCACGUUUACUCUGCCGCUGUCAUUUUCAAUUUGGCUCUCGCUCACCACAUCCAAGGAUCCAAGAAUUCCCGAAACAAGGCGCACAAGCUGUACGCUACCAUCAUGAAGCUACUGGAUGAGCGCGUUGGUCACAUGCAAUCGGCCUUGUUGCUCAAGCUUGCAUGCAUCAACAACAUGGCUCAUAUUCGCUUCGAGAGUGGUGAAUUCGAUCGGGUGCAAGAUGGCCUUGGAGAACUCUCUGCCCUGUUAAAGACUACCGAUGAGGUCCUCUUGGAAGGAGCUGAAGUCCAAGGAUUGUUGAUGAGUGUUCUAUUGUUCAAGAAGCCAAAGGUCGCAGCUGCAGCCUGA
Molecule: messenger RNA, 651 nt
Organism: Cylindrotheca closterium
Lineage: Eukaryota; Bacillariophyta; Bacillariophyceae; Bacillariales; Bacillariaceae
Source: the annotation of a GenBank genome assembly